Messenger RNA from Dryobates pubescens (Downy woodpecker), 642 nucleotides. RefSeq names its product G0/G1 switch 2 (gene G0S2). Gene Ontology annotation, cellular component: mitochondrion. The record is from RefSeq and is a predicted model, not a curated record. Bases 66 to 371 code for a protein of 101 amino acids. Lineage: Eukaryota; Metazoa; Chordata; Aves; Piciformes; Picidae. The transcript has a single exon. Gene Ontology annotation, biological process: positive regulation of extrinsic apoptotic signaling pathway.
AACGUCCCUCUCCUUUCUGCCUUCUCCUGCAGAACUGACACCUUGCAAACCUGCUGCAGUAAGCAAUGGAAACCAUGCAUGAGCUGAUCCCCUUCGCCAAGGAGAUGAUGAGCCAGAAGCCCAACAGGAAGAUGGUCAAGAUGUACAUGCUGGGCAGUGCACUGGCGUUCCUCGGGGUGGUUAUUGGCCUGGUGGAGACGGUCUGCAGUCCCUUCAUCUCCGAAGGGAGGCUAGAAGAGGAGGAGGAGAAGAAACCCACCCAAAGGCCAGAGCAAAAACAUCCCCAGAAACAGGAGGAUUUGAUCUUGGAUAAAAGCAAGAAGCCAGUGGCAGCACAGAGGGCCCUGGUGACCAGGCAGCCUGGCCUGUAAGAGCCCCAGGGCCGAGCAACCAAGCACAAGAGACUCUGCUGUCCCCUCGGUGGUGGUUCCAGCAAGAAGAGAGAAGAGUUGGCUGAAGGAGGAGACCCCAAGUGCAGGACUAGAGAAGGAGUGAAUGGUUUUAUUUGCUGCUGUGCAGCAGUGGGGAAACAAUACCUUUUGUUGGUAUGACCCUGUGCAAGAUGCACAGCCUGGUUUCUUAUUUUUCUUACAGAAGCAUUUUACACCAUUUUGCAAAAAUCAAUAAAUAUUUUCUAUGGUA